AUGAAGUUGAUGCUGCAAGAAGAACACACAGUAGAAACAAUAGGAGACGCCUACAUGGUGGCUUCGGGACUGCCACUUCAGAAUGGACGACGCCACGCAGGUGAGGUGGCCACAGUGGCUCUCGACCUCCUUAGUGCCCUAGCCCUAACCCUAAUUGCAAGGUUUUGA
Echinococcus granulosus is the source of this 168-nucleotide messenger RNA. Its product is annotated as Guanylate cyclase 32E. The record is from RefSeq and is a predicted model, not a curated record. Gene Ontology annotation, molecular function: guanylate cyclase activity; peptide receptor activity. The transcript has 2 exons. NCBI's taxonomy places the organism in Eukaryota, Metazoa, Platyhelminthes, Cestoda, Cyclophyllidea, Taeniidae. Gene Ontology annotation, biological process: cGMP biosynthetic process; intracellular signal transduction; receptor guanylyl cyclase signaling pathway. The coding region runs from base 1 to 168 and encodes 55 amino acids.